AUGCCGUUCGGUCAAACGAUCGCCGUGAUUGACAAAUCUGGCAAGAUGGUGAGCACGAGUAAGCAAUUGUUCGGAGUCUUCAACCAUGCCAAGGAUGCCUACCGCGAGCGAAAGUCGGCAUAUCAAUCAGAGCGAAAUGCCAAAAUCGCCGAACAGCAGGUCCUUGAACAGCUAGAGCGCUAUCAGAUUGAUGAUGCGCCGUCUGCCGCGGGUUCGCGCCGGAGCCGUGGCACCAGAUCAAGACAUCACAGCGGUCGUAACCGCGCUCCAUCCCAAUAUGGUGAUGGACGGACGGUCGUGUCUCGUCGGGACUCUCAAUAUGACCCCCCACAGACAAUCGCUCGUCGUCAUACCCAUCACGACGUCACAGUGCGGGACGCUCCGCGUCCGUCAACGGCUCGGUCCAGAUCUGAUGCGCAUAUCGACAUGGAUCUUGCAUACGGGGAUGCUUCUCCUGCAGCAUUAUCCCGAUACACACCCAAGGAACCAAACAAUGACCAAAAGGAGCUGGAUGGACUCGUUCAUCGUGCUCAGUGGCUCCUAGAGGAGGCACACUGUGUGCAACACGGUGCUACUGCUACUAUUGCCCACCUUCAGAAGAACCCAGAUGCCAUGGCUGCAGUCGCCCUGACUCUAGCCGAGAUCAGUAACAUCGCCCGCAAGAUGGCGCCCACCGCACUGACCGCCCUCAAGUCAGCCUCCCCUGCUGUCUUCGCCCUCCUUUCCAGUCCGCAGUUCCUCAUCGCCGCUGGAGUCGGUCUGGGUGUGACUGUCGUCAUGUUCGGUGGAUACAGGAUCAUCAAGAGGAUCCAGGGCAACGACACCGAAGCUCCAAACCCGCAACAGCCUCAACCCGAAAUGGAAAUGGAAGAUAUGAUGGAGCUCAACACGCAAGCACUCAGCUCCGUUGAUAUGUGGAGACGCGGUGUCGCAGACGUGCAGGCCGAGAGCCUUGGAACCUCUGUCGACGGUGAAUUCAUCACACCAACUGCCGCAGCCAUGUCCGGCAUUGACGUGACCACCGCGCGAGCACGCCGCGACCCUCGCUUCAAAUUCGAAGACGAUGGUUCAGUCGCCUCAUCCCGUCGCUCUCGUCGUUCCCGAUCAUCUCGCGCUCCAACCCAUGCCCCUUCAGAGCGGCACAGUGAACGCCGCUCCAGGGCUCCUCCGUCUGAGGCUCCCACGGGAUUCUUUUCCCGACCUUCCAGGUCCAAGGCUCCAUCCAAAGCCCCAAGCAGGGCUUCCAGCCAAGCCCCCCGUCGCGCACCAUCAAAAGCUGGCACUUACAUCUCCGAAAGCGAGAAACUUCCCAAGCCCAAAGAGAAGAAGAAAGGCCCCAGCCGCUUACGACUCAUGUUUACGUCCUAA
Molecule: messenger RNA, 1368 nt
Organism: Penicillium arizonense
Lineage: Eukaryota; Fungi; Ascomycota; Eurotiomycetes; Eurotiales; Aspergillaceae
Exons: 2
Coding region: 1-1368 (455 amino acids)
Source: RefSeq, a predicted model, not a curated record